Messenger RNA from Halichondria panicea, 957 nucleotides. RefSeq names its product probable outer membrane protein pmp6. Lineage: Eukaryota; Metazoa; Porifera; Demospongiae; Suberitida; Halichondriidae. The transcript has 2 exons. The coding region runs from base 1 to 957 and encodes 318 amino acids. The record is from RefSeq and is a predicted model, not a curated record.
AUGUUGGCUCAGGCAGUACUUUGUAGCAAUGUUUCCAUCUCCAACAGUACGCUGACAAACAACGGAGCUGACUAUGGUGGAGCGAUUAGUGUUCUGUCAGGCAGUGUGUCCAUCUCCAACAGUACGCUGACUAACAACAGAGCUAACUCUGGUGGAGCGAUUAGUGUUUACUUAGGCAGUGUUGUGUCCAUAUCCAACAGUGAGCUGACAAACAACAGUGCUAACGAUGGUGGAGCGAUUUAUGUUUACUCAGGCAGUGUUGUGUCCAUCUCCAACAGUGAGCUGACAAACAACAGUGCUAACUUUGGUAGUGGAGCGAUUGAUAUUGACUCAGGAAGUGUGUCUAUCUCCAACAGUGAGCUGACAAACAACAUUGCGAGUGGAGCAAUUUAUGUGAUCGAAGAUUCUACCUUGAUUAUCAACAACACUUACAUUACUAAUAACAUCGGCAGUUUGAACAUUGCGCAGUCAAAUGCAACAUUCAUUGGAAGGAAUAUUGUCAGUAACAAUGGUCGUCCCAUUUAUGCUUUCAAUAGUCGAAUCAAGUUUAAUGGACCUACAACACUGAGUAACAAUCGUGGUGUGUUAGGAGGAGCCAUCAGCGCUGACCAGAGUGAAAUAUUCAUUAAUACAGAAGGAGUUAUCAUCACCAACAACACAGCUACCUCUGGAGGAGGGAUAUUUCUGAGAGUGAGUACACUCUUUGUAAAUGAGCCAAUAAAGAUCUAUCACAACACAGCACACCAGGAUGGUGGAGGGAUUUAUGCAUAUUCUAGCAGAGUUGAGUUCCAAUCUGUGCUGAUGUGGGAUCAAGAUGGUGAUCCACUUCCUCCAAAUACACAGAGUGAGAUUGCUCACAACAUUGCUGAGAAUAAUGGUGGAGGUAUACAUGCAGUAUCUACAACUAUUAAACUUACUCGUUCCUACGUCAACAUUGACUCAAACACAUGCAGCUAA